CUUGGGAUUUUCCCCUUCUUUUCUUGAUAAGCAACAAGAUUUGGGGCUUAGAAUCUUCCCUCUCAACCCAGGAAAAAAAAAUCCCAGAUCUGCUCUCUUCCUUCUGCCGCGAGCCCCCGUUACCACCACCCAUUUCCGGCCGGGAACACCGGUAAAGCUUGGGGAUUUCUCCCUAUUUUCUUGUUCUAGAACAGCUAUUAAACCCAGAAUUUCCAGAUCUGUUUGCUCUGCGUCUUCCUCCCUUUGCUGUCCGCCAAUUGCCAAUGGGUGGGUGGCGAAAUUUUCGGGUUAUUUGGUAAGAUUCAGCCAAGAAAUCAUUCCUUUAGCUUUAAUUCAAGUUGGGUUUACUUUAAUUGCUUGUAUUUCCCUCAAUUUUGAGGUUGGCCAUGAGCUUCUUCUCCAAAUCCGUCCGCUUCCAUGUUCGCCGGAACCGGCCUUUGCUUGCCGGAAAAUUCUGGUUCCUGAUCGUUCUGUCAAUUCAGUACUGAGAUGAGCCUUUGGUUUUAAGCGAGUGAGGUAGUAUGACCUAAGACAUGGAAAUCAAGGGGAGUGACGAGCUAAUUGGCUAGUUAUUGCAUUUGGAUAUAGAUUUUGAGUUUAGAUUGUCCUUGUAAGUUAGAUUCAUUAUUUUGAGUUUAAGUCAUGUUGGACAUAGAUUUAUGGAAUAUAUUAUCAUUUUUGGAAGAUAGAUUGUACCUUGAAUUUUAUGGUAUUAAAACAAAUUUUGCGAGAGUAGAGUUUGUGAUUUGGAUAAGUUCCGAGCCUUGUGCAUUUAUCAUGUGUUCGAUGAAACCUGCUCAAAUGCUCAAGUUUACGAGCUUCUUACCAGGGAUUUAAUUCAUGUUGCGGUUGAAGGGUUCAAUGGUAUUCUUCUUUUCCCCAAAUCGUCCAAAUUUGUUCAAUCACUAAGAUUUUGCUUUAAGCCUUUAGGUUCUCUUUGUAUUUUGUUUGGAUUUGGGAAAGCAUCACAGGUUGUUUUUGAGAUAUCGGAGAAAUUAAAAUGUUUGAUUUGAAUUUCGUAACCUUAAAACAUUUUCCUUUUGGUUGGAUUUUUUCGACUUUGUUGGAAGACUUGCUAGUUUGGGUGCGAGAAUUGACUG
Messenger RNA from Rubroshorea leprosula, 1100 nucleotides. Lineage: Eukaryota; Viridiplantae; Streptophyta; Magnoliopsida; Malvales; Dipterocarpaceae. The record is from the annotation of a GenBank genome assembly.